Messenger RNA from Somion occarium, 2345 nucleotides. NCBI's taxonomy places the organism in Eukaryota, Fungi, Basidiomycota, Agaricomycetes, Polyporales, Cerrenaceae. The record is from the annotation of a GenBank genome assembly.
GAUGAAUACGUCGAUGUACAAUUACGUCCAAAUCUCCAGUCUAGGUCCCGAAGAUUAAUGGAUGCAGGAUUGAAUAAGUGGCAAUGUCCUCAGUGCAAGGAUCUGAGGAAUGUCAAGCAUCUAGCAGGUGACAAUCCAUCGCAAAGACAUCGCAUUCCCAGACAUACUCGAAGAUGCCGUCCGGAUAUAGAUCUAUUACUUGCAUGUGUGUGCUGAUGAACUCAGAUACGCAGUGCAUUGAUAGCUGUCCUUCGUGUUUGCUGUCAACUGGGUCAUGCGUGCAGAACGCAGAUCCUGGAGCUGGAAGUACUAACUCGUUCCAAAUGGUCCCGAAGACGAUUGAAUACUUGCGAUUUCCAUUCGAUACUUGACUCAAAUCUUAAACGACACUUCCUCCAUGCAGACGCUCUUUGUUGAGACGUUCCAUUCCUUGCAGCGCUUAAAACUUACCAUCGUGAUUCUGCUCCCAUCCUUUCUAGAUAAAAGUCAUUCUUUCAUUAUACGUACUUAUCUGACAGCGGCCAGAGUUCAUUGGCUCUGGAUCUUGAUGAUGGAGCCUUUACUGACCCCAUUUUUCAUUGACAUAGAGGAUUGAGGGUAUAUAGGCUGAACUCCUAGUCCAACACAUUUCAAGGUACCUUCGGAUAAAGUUUAUCAUCAUGGCGGCGAUUCCUUCCACACUGAAGAAUGUUGCUGCUCGAGGCAUCAUCCCUCUCAUCGCAGAAAUCGCUUUGCCUUCCAAUCGCCGUGCUCUUGCAGAUCGCAAGACUGUGGCAAUAGACGAGAUCCCCAAUCCUGCAAACAUACAAGGCGACGUUUAUCUUCUUUUCCCUAAGGUUGCAGAGUGCUUUUUGUUCUUUUGGAUCGGCGACGUGCCCAAGUUCAAAGCUGCCCUCAAAAAUUACACCCCGACUUCCUCUGCCGGUGUCAUCGCCAACCUUCAAACUAUCUCCAAAGCGAAAGAACGCGGUGAAGUUGUAGACAUCGUCCAAACGCAGAUUGCUUUCAGCCGUUCUGGUCUGACCAAAUUGGGUUGGACGGAUGCUGUUGGCGACGUACGCUUCGACGGAGGUUCGAUGCGUAGAGACAAGGAGGCUUUAGGCGAUCAACGCCAAUGGAGUGACAUCUUCGACUCCGGAACGGUCCAGGGCGUAUUCAUCAUAGCUGCUGCAGAUGCCGCGAAACGAGAUGAUGCUCGCGUGAAGCUCGAGCAACAGUUCAACGCUGGAGUGGAGAAGUUUUCCCACCUCAAUGGUGACCGUCGUACGGGAGAUUUCAAGGGUCAUGAACACUUUGGCUAUAUGGAUGGCAUUUCCCAGCCUGCUCUUCGCGAUCUUGUUCAGCCUCACAAGGGUCAAAUCGAAGUCGAUCCGGGCGUUGUUGUUAUGGGCUACAAGGGUGAUCCCGUUUUCGAUAAUCUCGACCCAAAUGUUCCCAAACGGCCUUCCUGGACUAAGGACGGAACUUUCAUGGUCUUCCGGAAGUUGGAGCAAGAUGUCAAAGGCUUCAAUGAUUACCUCCAACGUAACGCUCACCGCUGGAAGGACUUCUGGCCGGAUGGGACUGUUGAACCACCCCUCAGCGAUCAAGAAGGGGCCGAUUUGUGGGGUGCCCGGAUGAUUGGGAGGUGGAAAUCUGGAUGCCCGGUCGACAAAUCACCGUAUCGUGACAAUAAGGAGAUCGCGGGGAACCCAGAUGAAAACAACGAUUUCGAUUACAUAGUACCAUUUCAGACAGGUCCCAGCGAUAUACGCUGCCCGUUCACUGCUCAUACCCGGAAGACGGCCCCUAGGGACCUCGAUCCCUACAUGUCGAAGAAGUUCUUGCAGUCAACUGCGAUCGUACGUGCUGGACUCCCAUACGGCAAAGAGUACACGGAAGCACCGGACGAUCCUGAGCGCGGUUUGCUGUUCGCCUGUUAUAGCUCCAGCAUCGCCAAUGGCUUCUACCUCCAAACGACAGGAUUUGCGAAUAACGAUUACUUCCCUAUUACAGGAGUUUCUCCGGCGAAGCACGGUCAAGACCCCAUUCUUGGUGGACCAGGACCCAUUGCUAACGCUGACAUCACCAGUACUGGCGACCUGAAGCUCAAGGGGGAGGUUACUGUCUACCUCCAGGACAAGACUGGGUGCCAACCUUUGGAAAUCAACGGAUUUGCUAAACCCUACGUACCUAGCGUCUACACCCAGGACUUCUUCGUGACGUCGAGAGGUGGAGAAUAUCUUUUCGUGCCGUCGAUUGAGAUGGUCAAACAACUUGCAAACAACUGAUAAUCACAAUCAUCUUCAUUUGUACAGUAUUUGAAAUGAAUCACUCUUUCAUGAAUGUCCACCAUGACUCAACGC